This is a messenger RNA of Rotaria sp. Silwood2, 1158 nucleotides long. NCBI's taxonomy places the organism in Eukaryota, Metazoa, Rotifera, Eurotatoria, Philodinida, Philodinidae. The record is from the annotation of a GenBank genome assembly.
AUGGUACAUUUUAAGGCACCUACUACCAACAAGGACAAAUGGAAUGUGAAUGACAUAAUUGACAAAGAUUUACUCGAGAGCUUAACAUCUCAUGACAAGGAUGCGGACGUUCCUCCAGAGUAUGUUGAACCAAACAAACCAUUGCAACCAGAACUAACUCAGGACGAAAAACAAAAACUGAAGGAAUUAAUUCAUCGCAUUGGUGAGCUACAAAAAGAAUUAGAUCAUCAAAAAGACUAUGAAAAACAUUUGAAAGACUUGGAGAAAAAAAUAACAACACAAACUAAAUAUGCUACCAAACCACCUGAGGCGAUGCAAACUUAUCUACUUGGUAAAGAUGAGUUAGUUACUAAGCAUUUGAACGAUCAACAAACCCUUCCCGACUAUUAUGUCUACAAAAUACCAAGACUUUUCUUUUAUGAACAAGAAUCACAAUACAAUGCUAGUUUGACCGGUCUUCCAACGCAUCAUCAUGAAUUUGAAUUGGUAUUACAAAGAAUCUCAUAUCUGUCGCAUGAAACAGAAUAUGUCAAAUAUAUGUACAAGUGGGAAGUGGCAGAAACUGUACAAUCAGUAAUUAAGAUUAUCACUAAACCUGAGAAACCGCUUCAAUCAUCCCAAACUUGGCAACAUUAUACAAACUAUUUCAUGCAAAUUUUAAAAGAUAAAAAACAACAGCAUAUCGAACACUUUGAUGAAUACAUAACCAACAAAUCAAAAUUAUUAACAGAUCAAGUAAUCACUGACACAAAUUUCAAGCCUCGUCCAGAACUAGAAAAAAACGUAGUUCAUUACAAGAAAUCAAAUUUAUUUACAGAUGAAAUGGAAAAAAUCAAAUAUGAAGCAUUUGUUGAAUUUAUUAAACAGCAGAUUUUUCUACCACAACAACAAAUCGAUAAAGAACCAUCGAAAGAGUCGAUUAAAGUUUUAAAUGAUUUUAUCAAAAAAAAGAAAGAAGAAUUGCGCACAGAACGAAUUUAUAAAGGUUUGAAUGCAAAACAUUUCCAAUUGAUAUCAAAACUAUUACAAAGCAUUACAUUGUACUAUCAUUGUUUUCAAUUACAAUUACCACUGUUUGAAUCAGCUCCGGACUUGCUGAAAAAAAUUGAUGAGAAUACAGUUACUACAAUUUCAACAUCGACUGGAUCGGGUAAGUAA